GGACUACAUGAAUCAUAGCGACAACGUGUUCGUCUUGUGUUGUUCCCGCGACGUGGACCUCAUGGAUGCAGGGCUGUUGCGAGUAUUGACUCGUUCUGUCGCCCCCGCUGCAGAGAUAGCCGUUCGCAGUGCUGAGGAGUCAUUUCCUCCAGCGUGUCCCGUUCUGGAUAUUUCUGGGGGAAUCUAGAUCGGUUCUGGUCGAGUAUUUAUGCUGCCGCGACCCGGGGUUGAUCAUCACUUCUUCAGCUGUAUUCGUCGGAUUCGCAGCGAUUAGCAUAAGGCAGGGGUAUUGAUCAGUGUCGGAUUGUAAUAAUACGAGUGAGGUAAUAAAGAGCGUACCUUCGUGAACACAUUGAAGCGGAAGAGAAAUCGUUCCAGAGUCGUGAUUGAGAAAAAAUCAGUCGCGUUGUGAAGUCUCAAGUGGAGGUCAAAAACGUCGAGACAUUAUUUACAAUAUGGGUCUCAAUCCUGACGCAAAUCGUGGCGUUCCCAUGAAGGCCUAUUUUACCAACGGGACAUCGUCGGAAGUUCGUCGAUUCACAGUUGAUGAGGAUGUUUCAACUAAUGUGGAAUAUUUAUUUGAGAAGCUCCGGUCCAUCUUUCCUUCUCUGAGGUUCAAGCCGUUCCGUGUGAGCUGGAAAGGCGACGAUGUUCUGAUUUCGAGCGAUGGAGAGCUCAUGGAAGCGCUGUCGGAGUACGCUCAAACCAGGAACUUCUCCGACUCGUACGUUCCAGCAAUGCCGUUUAAAUUAUGCGUUAUAACUGCUGAACGCAGGAACUUCGAGGCUUCAGAUGCUGCAGCCGGCUUAUUCGUCAUACCUGAAAACAUCCUGAAUAUUUAUCUGACCGCAUUUGGAUUGAAGAAAGAUGAACACAAGGGCAAUGCGAAUGAAGACGCGAAGGAAUUCUGUUGCAAACAGCAAUUUAGGGUUGGAAAGCAUCAUCAUCACGGAAAUAAGGGACACAAUCGUUGCGGUAGUCAUCCCAGUCACUCGCGUCACGGCGCAUGCUGUUCGAACCGGCAUUCUUGCCAUCAUCGCGGGAGCACUUCGGAUGCGUCUGAUGAUAGCGAAGAUCAGGCCCACGCGUUUGAUGCUGACGUUGAACAUUGGCAUCGUGCUUGGAGAAGCAUCAUGAACUCUGUCGCUGGUCGACAAGGAGCUUGUUGGCAGGAGACGACGCAAGAAAUGAUUCCUACCAUGUUGUCUGCUGGAUUCAACUUGAACCAGCUCAUGGAAACCCUUACUGCUAACGGUAACGGAUGUGGCCUUGCUGAAGCUGCCAGCAACAACGGAGCUGAUGGUGCGAGCGGCGAAAAAAAUGUGGGUGAAGGUGCAUCUUCAAGUGCUAGUGAUCCUCAGAAGAAAGAACAGAGAUCCGAAAAUGAGCCACGCUCCCACUCCAGUCAACAAGGCGAUGUUCCGCUGUUCAACAACCUGUUCGACUUCAUGAAGAUGUUCAACCUCAAUCCAAAUGAAAACGCUUCAAUGAAGGACGUUAUGGGACUAUUUGGAGAUUUCAUUGGAAACGUUGAAAGAGAGCACGGAUCUCGAGGCCAUUGUCAUGGAGGAAAUCCUGCUUUCAUGAGAACUCGUAGAUGCGGAAAUAAGGGUGCCAGUGGAGGAUCGGAAAACCCGCAGGUACCGACGCAACAUGCGAAGACAACCGAUGCUGCUUCUUCUGAAGGAAAUCACGAAGCUCCGUAUCCAAAAACUAGUGGCGUUGUGGUUGAUGUCGAUAUUGACGACGGCGUUCCUAACAAUUCUGGAAAUGCGUCUGGAGAAAAGUCAGCUGAACAAUCUCCGGGGGCAGUUGCUGCUGAGUGGACUAUGGUGGACAAAGAACCGACCCCGGAAAAACAGGAUGACACCGCAAAGGAAACAGGUGCUCGUCCGAAAGUUCGAAAUGUGGAGAUCGUUAAGGGACCUACUGACCUUUAUCCAAACGUGGCUGGCGGGAAGAAAACUGUCGAAAAUCCCGCGACGAUGCGUCACGCAGGUAAUCAUUAUGCUUCUGAAUCAAUUCAUGGAUUUGUGCCUCACGAGAGUUACGACGUGAUCAUCAUUCUCAGCGCUUUACCGAACGUCACACGAAAUUUCGGAGCAAACGCCAGCAUUGUUUCAAAGGAUUGA
This is a messenger RNA of Notodromas monacha, 2132 nucleotides long. Lineage: Eukaryota; Metazoa; Arthropoda; Ostracoda; Podocopida; Cyprididae. The record is from the annotation of a GenBank genome assembly.